CCUCUGAGUGCCCCCUCUGUGCCAGCUGUGUGUCUCUACUGCAGGAGGACCAGGAGGAGGGGGCAUUGCUGCCAGGAGGUGGAUGGUAUGGUCCAUGCUAGAGCACCAGCCGUGCAACUCCCAUGGUGCACUUCAUGGAUGACUGCUGUUGCUGCUGCUGCAUAACCUCAGGCCAAAAUGUAAAGUCCCCUUGCUGAUGAGAGACCGCCUUGGCCGAGAGGCCAUGGAGAAGCUGUUGUGCCUGCUGGUGAUGGGAGUCCUGGGCUACGUAGGGUCUACACAAUACUGCCCUGGACGCUGCAUCUGCCAAACAAAUUCUCCAACCCUCACCAUGCUGUGUGCCAAGACAGGGCUCCUCUUUGUGCCCCCAGCCAUUGACAGAAGGACAGUGGAGCUUAGACUGACUGACAACUUUAUCACCAUCAUUCGACGAAAGGACUUUGCCAACAUGACAAAUUUGGUGCACCUGACACUAUCCAGAAACACCAUCAGCCAGAUUGUCCCAUUGGCAUUCUCUGACCUGCGCUCCUUACGUGCUCUUCAUAUGAACAGUAAUCGUUUAUCUGCCCUACGGCAUGAACACUUUCAUGGCCUGGGAAACCUACGCCACCUUAUUUUGGGCAACAAUCAAAUAAGUUCUGUACAGCCAGGAGCCUUUAAUGAGUUCUUGUCCACAGUGGAGGAUCUUGACCUUUCAUACAACAAUUUGGAGGAGUUGCCCUGGGAGGACAUUGGGCAGAUGGUAAACCUCAACACACUAACCCUAGACCACAAUUUGAUUGACUAUAUUGCAGAAGGCACUUUUACCAUGCUACUUAAACUGGUAAGGCUGGAUAUGACUUCCAACCGUUUGCACAAGCUACCCCCAGACAACCUCUUUCUCAGGUCACAAGUUUUGGCCAAUACUAGAGGUUCCAGCUCUUCCAACUUGGCCAUUAGUUUUGGGGGUAACCCUCUCCAUUGCAACUGUGAACUCUUGUGGCUUCGACGUCUGACACGAGAAGAUGACUUGGAGACUUGUGCAUCACCAGAACAACUGACUGACAAGUACUUCUGGUCAAUCCAAGAGGAAGAGUUCAUCUGUGAGCCACCUCUAAUAACAAGGCACUAUGCCAGCAAGCCAUUUGUUAUGGAGGGGCAAUCUGUCAACCUAAAGUGCAAAGCAGUUGGAGACCCAGAGCCAUCAGUCCACUGGAUUGGUCCAGAUGGGAAGCUGAUCCACAACAGCACACGUGUGGUGGCUCAUGAUAAUGGAACUUUGGAUAUUAUCAUCACCACACUGAAAGACAAUGGGGCCUUUACUUGCAUUGCCUCUAAUGCAGCCGGAGAGACCACUGCUCCAGUAGACUUAUCCAUUGUUCCUCUUCCACUUCUGGUUAACAACACAGCUCACAUGAAGGAACCAGACCCUGGCUCCUCUGACAUCACAACCUCCACCAAAUCAGGAUUUAAUGACACCAAGAAUAUGCAGGACAGAAGGAUAGUUGUGGACAAACUAAAGUCCACUUCAGUACUCAUUCAGUGGCCAUCUGAGCGUCACAUCCCUGGCAUAAGGAUGUAUCAGAUACAGUACAACAGCUCUCUAGAUGACUCCCUUGUAUACAGAAUGAUACCCCCAAGUAACCGGAGUUUCUUGGUGAAUGAUCUGGCGCCUGGGCGUGAGUACGACCUUUGUGUUCUGGCCGUGUAUGAUGAUGGGAUGACCUCACUGACCGCCACAAGGGUAGUUGGUUGUGUGCAGUUCCACACAAAAGAGGAAAGUGGGCAGUGUCAGCCACUUCAUACUCAAUUUCUUGGUGGCACCAUGAUCAUCAUCAUAGGUGGGAUCAUUGUGGCUUCAGUACUGGUGUUUAUUAUAAUCCUGAUGAUUCGGUACAAAGUAUACAGUGGUCAGGAGGAAGGGGGAAAAGCCAGGGUCAGCAAUGUCUACUCCCAGACCAACGGACAACAAGCCAUGGCAUGUGCCAACUCCUGUGCCAAGUUGGGAGAAAACAGCUAUGAACCUUUACCCCCAACUGCCAAAGAACCUCCAGUAGAGGUCAAAGACCCAGAGAAAUUUGAGACACCACCACUAUCACCUCCUACAGCCCCACUGACAGAGCUGGGCAAGAGACGAACUCAGACAGCCAGUGAUCUUCAGACUGUAGCCCUCCUGUCCUCCAUCUCAGGGGAUGGGGACCAGACAGAGACCAGUGCUAUGGGUUCCACCACCUCACUCUGUCUAAUUGGCAGUGAUGGGCAAAGCCGACUGGGUCCCAAACCAGCUCCGAGGACUUAUCAACACAGAUUCUCCUUUGAUGGGGACUACACCCUGUUCCAGAGCCACAGUUAUCCCCGCAGGGCAAGGACAAAGAGACACAUGUCCACCUCAGAGCUGCAUAAUCCGGAGGCUGCCCUCGGCCAUCGAAGGGUCACUUUUAGCAGUACAGAGUGGAUGCUUGAGAGCACUGUUUAAGGGCAACUGGAGGCACUGAAAGACUUUGGGGGCAAGUAACAGGGGAAAGACAAUUCCUUGAAUAUUUUAUGUUUCUUAGUGUUAGGGCUUUGUCCAUCAAAAUGAUCGCGUUUCAAUAUAGAGCUCUGCUGGGUAUCUCUACAUACUUUUCUAGUUAGCAUCUGGGAUGAAAACAGCUUCUUUUGUUAGAUUCAGAUGAAGAGAACCUCCACUGUCUUCAAUAAUGCUUAAGUAUGUCCACCGUAUUUCCACCUUGCUGGGGUCACAUGGCCAUUUCACAGCAUAAAGAGGGUUGAAAUCCCCAGCAUUGCUCUAUAAUGAAGCAUAUUCGAUAAUAAAUAUGGGAGGGGUGGAUUUACAUACCUAAGGGCCCCAUUAUGUGCUGAUCCAGAGCUUUUGCAGUUCCACCAAAAUGGGACCAAGAAAACUGCUUGCCGAUACCCAAUGCUUGCCCAGUGCUGAUUCAUGGAUAGUUUUCCAGACACCUCCAUUCUACCCUUCCAUCAAAUACAAAGGAGUUAUCCACUUUUACUUGCCCUCCUUCAAACCCUCCCUCCUUUGGUUUGGAGAUAUUGAGGGCUGUUGUUCUGCUCGGGUUCCAGGGUUGUGUAGGAGAAAUAUUGAACCCGUGAAGCAGUGCCUUAAACCGAGAGAGACCAGCACACAAGCUUUUGGGAACCCACCACCAGAACACCUCUUAUCCCAAUAGCUCAGAGGGGAAAUUUGCAUCCCUGGGUCGGGGGUGAGGGGUGGGCUCACCAGAACAUCCAGGGGAAACAGGACAUAUGCACAAACGACACGAUACUCAGACCCACUGAACAAAAACCUUCCUAUAAUGAGGAUAUAGAGGGAGUUUAGCGGAAUGAGCCUGCACUGACGGAGAGGGGUCUUGGUACCCAUACUACAUCUAGCUGGCCUGGAUCUUUUCUGAGUCCAUGAAAUCAGGAGCCUCUCUGAGACUUGCAAGGAAGGAACAUCCACUUGAAUGGUCUCCAACACAGGUUUUUACAUUAAAGACCUGUGUAACACCCGUAUAUACAAGCACACCACAGUGGAGAGGGAGGUGCCGGUGGGUCUGGUCCAGAGUAAAGUCCUUUCUGUGACAAUG
Molecule: messenger RNA, 3563 nt
Organism: Bombina bombina (fire-bellied toad)
Lineage: Eukaryota; Metazoa; Chordata; Amphibia; Anura; Bombinatoridae
Product: leucine-rich repeat and fibronectin type III domain-containing protein 1-like
Exons: 4
Coding region: 197-2455 (752 amino acids)
Molecular function (GO): protein binding
Source: RefSeq, a predicted model, not a curated record